Messenger RNA from Naegleria lovaniensis, 1599 nucleotides. RefSeq lists its product as uncharacterized. The record is from RefSeq and is a predicted model, not a curated record. The transcript is spliced from 3 exons. Bases 1 to 1599 code for a protein of 532 amino acids. Lineage: Eukaryota; Heterolobosea; Eutetramitea; Acrasida; Naegleriidae.
AUGCAAGUAGCACAAAAACUCACUCUGUCACAUGCCAAACAACUCAUCCAACACGAUGUGAUCGGUUUCAACGCACAAUGGGAUGUACUUCCGCAUGAACAAUUCGAUCUUUCUGCACCUUUAAAAAACAAACUCAAAUAUGUGGUUUUUAUUCUACAUCCUGAAAAUCAACAUUUAAAACGAUUUUACGGACAAUCAUCGGAUGAUUUUAUUUCGAAAUCAAAUAACAAACAAUCCAAAUCGGAAUCGAAACAAUGGAUGGAUCAAGAGAUGAAAUGCAUUGACAAAGCAAAAGAGGGAUUUAAUGAAAUCUUUUAUUUUCUAAACAAUCAUCGAUUGGUCACCAUGGUUCGAGCUCAUGAUCACUUUUAUGAACGAUGGUAUCAAUUUGAUUCUUCAAAUGCCACUUGUCAUCCAAUUCAUGGUCAUGACUCAAGUGCUUCUCACGACUAUUAUUGUCUGUAUAUGAAGGCUCUGAAUGAGGAAGAAACAAUUCGCUCUGGAAAACCAUCCUUUGAUGUCGUUGGAACUUUGGCAUUUGGUGUCAAGGAUAUGAUUGUCAAUAAUCAGAAAAUGAAAAUGGCCAUUUCUGGGUCCGGAUGGGUUUCUAACAAGUAUAGAAAAGAACCAACCAUGGUGUUGUGGUAUUUACAAAUUCAAAUGAUCAAAGCGUUGGGAGUGAGAUAUUUGUAUGGACAUGUUUUUGAGGAUAAUGCAAGAAGUUUGGGAUUUCUUGGAAAGAGUGGAAUGAUUCCUUCUCCUUUACGAUUGCAUGUGGUUGGCGUCAAUGUGCCAUUGACAUCUGACAAUCAUCUCUCAAAAUCCAACACAACAAAAAUGCAAUCCCUCGACGACUAUGUCCAUCUCAUGACUCGAAUCUAUUCAGACGGAUUCUCUCUGGAUAGAACUCAUUUAACAAAACUUUUCUUUCAUCCAAAUUUCAUUGGAUGCUUUUACAAUCAAGAACACAAUUUGACAUUUACAGUUUGGAAUUACAAAAAAGCAGAAUACUUUCAAGGUGAUCAAAAAAAGACUCUGAAUGCUUUCUUAAUCAUUAACAUGAGUCCGUUACCAACACAAAAUCAAAUCAACAACCAAAUACGAGAUAUUUCAGUUCAGCAAUUCGAUGUUAUUGAAACAGCUCUGCAACAUGAAAUUUUACCAAAUUUAGUAUUGACAGACCAUUCACUCCCAUCAACAGAAUGUACCAUCGUGUACUCUACAGGAAGUACAUUCGUUAGAAAACUCAUUUGUGAACGUCAUUUACAAAAUCCGUCACUCUGUAUGGGAUCUUUUGCAUACACAUUUCAAGACAAUGAAACAUGUUUAUACUAUCUCAGACAAACUCAAGAAAACCAAUGUCAUUUCGAACGUCAAAAGAACUUCAAGUCGUCACCUCCCCAAACAGAACCAGUGUGGAAUUUUAUCAUGGGCGGGAGUAAAGAAUUGACACAUGGAUGGAAUUUGUUUUUAGAUCCUCGAGAUUGUACAAGUACUCCAUUGGUAUGGUCUGAUGACAUUAAACAUAUGGUAUUGGAGUCUAUAGAACAGCAUGUACAACGAAAUGAAACCUCUUCAAGAAGGAAUACAUUACCCUGA